Messenger RNA from Gregarina niphandrodes, 1668 nucleotides. RefSeq names its product UDP-N-acetyl-D-galactosamine:polypeptide N-acetylgalactosaminyltransferase. Bases 1 to 1668 code for a protein of 555 amino acids. Gene Ontology annotation, cellular component: Golgi apparatus. The record is from RefSeq and is a predicted model, not a curated record. NCBI's taxonomy places the organism in Eukaryota, Apicomplexa, Conoidasida, Eugregarinorida, Gregarinidae. The transcript has 2 exons.
AUGGACCUGAAGAAUCGGAGUCUGAUUUUGGAGGAAGUGCAGAAAGGUCUAGCGCUGCUUAAUCCCACUCCUAUCCGUCUCCACGGUGUCGUGGGACUCAGAGAGGACGGCCAGCCCGGCUGGACCCCUAAGGACCCGCCUGUAGGUGAAGUGGAUAUGGUUAAAGAACUGCGCGAAGGUGGCGGUUUUAACUUAAGACUCAGCGAUGCUCUACCCCUGGACCGAGAUGUCCGUGAUAAUAGAGACCAACAUUGCCGAAACGAUUGGGAUAUCGCACGACUACCAACCGCAUCCGUUAUCAUCGUUUUCUAUAAUGAACCCGCCAGCACACUACUCCGUUCCAUCCACUCCAUAUAUAAUUACACUCCCCCCGAACUACUGGAGGAGAUCGUACUCGUUGAUGACGGAUCAUCGACCGAUUGGAUCCGCGCAGACGGCACCGGGGAGCUUGAAGCCCUCGUCGCCAUGUAUCCCAAAAUGAAGUUGAUAAGAAACUCCAAACGAGGUGGUAUCGUUCCCGCCAGAAUGAACGGAAUCCGGAACGUUAAGGCUCCCAUUUUUGUCAUUCUGGAUUCACACAUCGAAGUGCAACCGAGAUGGCUCGAACCACUGGUCAAUAGAAUUGGAGAAGAGCGCACAGCGGUGGUUAUGCCGCAGGUGGACUCAUUGACAUCGGAGACGUUUGAUUACACGGACGGUGGUAUUGGAUGCACCUUGGGUUUCCUAUGGAAGAUGAUUGAACAUGGGUACGAGCCGGUGGAGGGUGUGUCACCGGCGGAUCGAAUUGCUCCAGAGCCCAAUUCGGUUGUGUCAUCUCCGACCAUGGCUGGUGGUUUAUUUGCAGCUAAUACUGAUUUCUUCUUGAAUGAGAUUGGAGGGUAUGAUGAGGGCUUUUCAUAUUGGGGUACUGAGAAUCUGGAAUUGUCUUUCCGUGUAUGGCAAUGCGGGGGACGUCUUGAAUGCAUGCCUUGCUCACGAGUGUUCCAUGUGUUCCGUAAGGGUGGCGUAGGUUACUCAUCACCACCUGGUUCUACUACUAAGAAUAAAAUGCGUUUAUUAAGUGUAUGGAUGGAUGAAUAUGCUGAUCUUGCUUAUAAAGUUAUUGGGCGCCCUAAGACUGACUUUGGUGAUGUCUCGGUUGUAAGACGUUUCCGUGAAGAAAAACAAUGCAAAAGCUUUAACUGGUUCUUGAACGAAGUAUUCCCCGAAAGCCAUGUAAUCAAUCUCGCGGAAGAUGUGCCUUUCCUUGGAGAAGUCAAACUCAAGUAUGAUUCCACUUAUUGUCUGGCCAAUGGCAACCCUCACGAUCCAAGUAACGCACAUGUUCGUGUUAAAAAAUGUUCUGCCGUUGGCAAACAUGAAUACGAAUGGAUGUUCUUCAAAAGACCAGGAUGGAUCAUGCCCGUCACCAACGACGAGUCAUGCAUGAGCACAGCACACCUAGCUAAAUCCUCCUGGUGCGAAAGGGCCAAUACACGCUUCUCCGUCAUAUCCGUCGAACCUGAUCAAGUUCAAAUUAAACACGCCGAUCAAUGCGUAGGCUCCACCGAUAAAAAGGCACUGGCCUUCCUACCAUGCGAUCCCCAUGACCCCAAACAAAUCUGGCUCUGGCCUUCUUACAACCCUCCCAAGACCUGGACACCACCUCCUAAACCCGCAGAAAACUGA